Molecule: messenger RNA, 249 nt
Organism: Kuraishia capsulata CBS 1993
Lineage: Eukaryota; Fungi; Ascomycota; Pichiomycetes; Pichiales; Pichiaceae
Exons: 1
Coding region: 1-249 (82 amino acids)
Source: RefSeq, a predicted model, not a curated record
AUGGUUACUUCUGUUGGAUUGCGAUACGUAAUCGGAGGUGUCUUUGCAUUGACCUUGCUUGGAUAUAGAGAAGCAUUUUAUCUUUUGGGUGGAAUUGCCCUUCUAGUUGCGUUUCUCGGUUCCUUGUGCAUUGAGCCUGCUUCGGUAAACGCAGAAAGUCUGAAAGACCUAGACCAUAUUGGGGUUGCAUUAAUGCUUUCGGGAUCAUUGUUGCUGGUCACCGGUCUCACCGAGGGAGCCACCUCGUGA